GUUGGAUUGUGGAAUUAGACACAGUGUUGAAAAAUGACUUCAAACAGAAGUAAAACGGACAAGCCAGUUGCUGUUCUAUGGGGUUGCGAGCUGAAUGCCCAACAGAAGACGCAGAAGUUUGAAGUUACAGAUGAUGAGGUUGCUGAACAUCAGCUGGCCUUGAAGACGAUAUGUUUGGGUGUCGGUGCUAAGGAUGAACUGAACAUUGUGGAGAUUGUUCCAGAAGAUGAGAGUCCACCAGUUACUAUUGCCACACUGCACCUUUCCAUCUUGCCAAUGACCAUAAUCUGUGGCAUUGAUCUGACUCCACCAAUUACCUUCAGACUGAAGAGUGGAUCUGGUCCUGUCUAUAUAACAGCAGAAAAUAUAGUCUUAGAUGAUGACACAUGGGGGGAGGAGGAGGAAGGGGGGGAGGAGGAGGAGGAGGAAGAAGAGGAGGAAGAGGAAACGCCACCCAAACAAACAAAGAGACCUGCAUCCACCAAGAAGGCAGGGCUUUCAAAGAAGAAGCGAUUAGACACAGAAAAGGCAGAAGAGGAGUUGGAUGUUGCACUACCAGUUAAAAAGGGGAAAGAUCCCAGUAAAAUUAAAGCAGCAAAAUACUAACUGCCUGUUGGAAGGAGAAAUAUUUGAAGGUGAUCCACAGGAAGGACUUCAUCACUUAUUUUUGUAAAGACAUUGAAAAAAAUUUAUUGAAAUAAAAUUGGACUUUG
Molecule: messenger RNA, 713 nt
Organism: Pristis pectinata (smalltooth sawfish)
Lineage: Eukaryota; Metazoa; Chordata; Chondrichthyes; Rhinopristiformes; Pristidae
Product: nucleoplasmin-like
Exons: 10
Coding region: 34-606 (190 amino acids)
Biological process (GO): positive regulation of DNA replication; chromatin remodeling
Cellular component (GO): cytoplasm; nucleolus; nucleoplasm
Molecular function (GO): chromatin binding; RNA binding; histone binding
Source: RefSeq, a predicted model, not a curated record